CUUAAACCAAAUAUUAUUGUAUGAAACCACAUCAUUGCACUCUUCUUCCCCAGUAUGGACUAGGAACCUUUAUUUGGCUUGAUAUCGAUUUUACCCGAACAGUUGAACUUGUGACACCGCGCUGUCAAAAGCAGGAAGUUAAGAAUGUGAAGUAUGAUGCGGCAUCUCCUCUCAUUGAUCUCAUUUCCUCAUGUAUUAUUUUUAUUUACGCAGUCUCUAACCACGAGCACCUGGACGUGUUGGGUGUAUGCUCUGUAAGCUCACCCCACAAAGACUUCACCAGCUUAACGACAGCAGGAACACGGCAUGCUAACCAAACUGUCUUUGGAGCAAAGGAAAACCAGACCAAAGUGACACUAAUGCUGAUGAUUAGUCCCAGAAUGGCCUCAGGAAUGCAAGAGAAACAGUACACACCAUCUCUGCUCAAUUUCUUCAUUUACAACCCCACAUUUGGACCACGGGAAGGAGAGGAAGAGAAGAAGAUCUUGUUUUACCACCCAAGUGAUGUGGAGAAGAACGAGAAGAUACGAAAUGUGGGCCUUUGUGAGGCCAUUGUACAGUUCACCAGGACGUUCUGUCCAACAAAACCAGCUAAAUCCCUGCACACACAGAAGAACCGGCAGUUUUUCUUUGAGCCUGAGGACAAUUUCUGGAUAGUCAUGGUGGUUCGAAACCCAAUGAUCGAGAAACCAAACAAAGAUGGCAAACCUCCCACAGUAGAAUAUCAGGAAGAGGAAAUACUUGACACUGUUUACGGUGCAGUAGUGAGGGAAUGCUACAGUAUGUACAAGCUCUUCAAUGGUACAUUUGGCAGAGCAAUGGAAGCCGGCGGAGUGGAGCUGCUCAUUCAAAAGCUUGAAAAGUUCUUCUACAGGUAUCUGCAGACUCUCCACUUGCAGUCCUGCGACUUGCUGGAUGUAUUCGGAGGCAUCAGCUUCUUCCCUCUGGACAAGAUGACCUACCUGAAGAUCCAGUCCUUCGUCAACAGAGUGGAGGAGAGCCUCAGUCUGAUCAAAUACACAGCCUUCCUGUAUAACGACCAGCUUAUCUGGAGCGGACUGGAACAAGAUGACAUGAGGAUCCUGUACAAGUACCUGACCACCUCGCUGUUCCCCAGACAUUCUGAACCAGAGUUGGCUGGCAGGGACUCUCCUCUGAGGCCGGAGGUCGCAGGGAAUCUGUUGCACUAUGGGAGGUUUUUGACAGGACCUACCAAUCUUAAAGAUCCGGAGGCCAAAUUCCGAUUUCCUAAAAUAUUUGUCAGCACAGAGGAUGGCUACGAGGAGCUGCAUCUGAUUGUCUAUAAGGCCAUGAGCGCUGCAGCUUGUUUUAUGAUCAGCGCCUCCGUGGAGCUGACGAGGGACUUCUGUGAACAGUUGGACGGUUUGGUGGGCCCUCAGCUUACUUUGCUGGCAUCUGACAUAUGUGAACAGUUCACAGUUAACCGCAGGAUAUCGGGGCCAGAGAAGGAGCCCCAGUUUAAGUUCAUCUACUUCAACCACAUGAACCUGGCGGAGAAGAGCACCAUCCACAUGAGGAAGACUGCCAGUGUUUGCCUCACCUCUGUCCACCCUGACCUCAUGAAGAUCCUGGGAGACAUCAACUGUGACUUCGCCAGGGUUGAUGAGGAUGAAGAAAUCAUCGUAAAGGCUAUGACAGACUACUGGGUAGUCGGCAAGAAGUCAGACCAGAGAGAACUAUAUGUGAUCCUCAAUCAGAAGAACGCCAACCUGAUCGAAGUAAACGAGGAGGUUAAGAGGCUUUGUGCGACGCAGUUCAACAACAUUUUCUUCUUGGACUGAUGGAGCUGACAGACUGGGACUGUUUCACCACACUAAAAACUGUCAGUGUUGCAGGGUAUCAUGACAGCAUCAGCGUAAUGCAAUAAUUGCAUUGUAAAAUAAAAAAAAAUGAAAAGCUUUGUCACCAAGUUUAUUUUUAUUUUAUUUGACCUAUAAAAAUUGUAAUUUUCUCUUGUAAUUAAGUGUAAAGCCAGAUUUUAAAUGUACUUUAUUUUCUUUGAUUUUCUUUGUACAUACUUGUAGGAUUUUGUUGACUGUCACUUUGGAUUUCUUUCCAAACCAUUUGUUCAUCUUUUUUUAAAUGAACACAUCAUGACAAUGUCUCAAAUGAAUUAAAAAAACUGACGCACAAAAAACAGUUAACUCCAGGUUCCUCAGAUGAUCACUGAUACUUUUAAAAUAAGAUGUCAUCAUGUCAAAAGUAUUGUGGUUUGUAAACAAACUGAGCUAACUUUAAAUAAAUUAAGAAGCAAUUUUA
Messenger RNA from Sander lucioperca (pikeperch), 2280 nucleotides. It is a transcript of the gene ccz1, whose product is annotated as CCZ1 homolog, vacuolar protein trafficking and biogenesis associated. The record is from RefSeq and is a predicted model, not a curated record. The transcript has 18 exons. Lineage: Eukaryota; Metazoa; Chordata; Actinopteri; Perciformes; Percidae. Gene Ontology annotation, biological process: vesicle-mediated transport. Bases 21 to 1802 code for a protein of 593 amino acids. Gene Ontology annotation, cellular component: Mon1-Ccz1 complex; intracellular membrane-bounded organelle.